AAACCCUCCACCAUCCUCCACGCGCUGCGGUGCGGGGUCACGAACUAUGACCUUUAACAGAAGAAAACCAAAACAAAUGUUUUAUAAAAUAACAGAGGGCCCAAAGUCUGUGACCGCCGCUCCCCGGAGUGGAGGAGGGUUGAUGGACUCGCUGCUGGACCAAUCGGUGAAGAAUAGCGAGCAUCUCUCCUCCCUUUGGCCAGCAGCAUGUGGAGCUGCUGCAGGCACAUUCAUCAGGAAUGCUGUCAAACUGUCUUCUUUGUAUUCUGACCCCAAAGAUGAAGUCAAAACCGUGAAGUGCAAUGAGAUAACUGAGGACCUCACUAAUGACCUUACAUCAUCAUGACGACCAGCCAGAAUCUGCUCUCUCAGCAGAAAGUGGACUCUGAGCACGAGGCAGAGGUGCCGUCCUCUCCUUCAGACUCAGUGAUGAGUGAGUCCCCACAGCGCUUUCAGGUCAUCUCCACUGAGCCCGCCACAACACCACAGCGCAUACAGAUUGUAACUGACCAGCAGACGGGUCAGAAGAUCCAGAUAGUGACAGCGAUGAAGCCGCCCAGCGCUCCCAAACAGCAGUUCAUUCUGACUACGGCAGACAACUCCGGGGCUGGCAAGGUUAUCCUGACCUCUCCCGACAGCCACAACACUAAGCAGCUGAUCUUCACUGCUGCAGACAGCUUGAUACCAGGGAGGAUACAGAUCGUCACAGAUCCAGUGUCAAUGGAGCGGUUGUUAGGGCAGUCAGGGGACCUGAGCCGCCCGCAGCCAGUGGAGUACUGCUUGGUUUGUGGGGACAAGGCUUCAGGGCGUCACUACGGAGCGGUCAGCUGUGAAGGAUGUAAAGGGUUCUUCAAGCGCAGCGUGAGGAAGAACCUGACUUACAGCUGCCGCAGUAAACAGGACUGCGUCAUCAACAAACACCACCGCAAUCGCUGCCAAUUCUGUCGGUUGAGGAAAUGCCUUAAAAUGGGGAUGAAGACUGACUCUGUCCAGAGUGAGAGGAAGCCCAUUGACGUAGUGCCCAGAGAAAAGCAUGCCAACUGUGCUGCAUCCACCCAGAAGAUCUACAUCCGAAAGGACCUGAACAGUCCGCUCAUCGCCACACCAACCUUUAUCUCCGACACAGAGACAGACGGCUCCAGGUCCAGCCUGCUGGACCAGGGCAUGCUGGUUAAUAUCCAACAGCCUCUCAUCCAGACUGAUGGGACUCUGCUGCUGGCCACUGACUCAAAGAUGGAGUCUGGGCAGGGGGACCUGGGGACACUAGCCAAUGUGGUGACAUCACUGGCCAACCUGAGUGACUCACUGAGAGAGAAUCUAAACAAUGGCGAUACCUCAGACGGCCAACAGGAGGAGCAAUCUGCCACCGAGAUAACCCGUGCCUUUGACACCCUGGCCAAAGUGUUCAACCCUCCUGACGUCGGGGCCGAUAAGCCUCAGUGUGUCAGUGGAACCACCAUCCAGCUGAUUGGUCGGGACCAGGAGACCCCCAUCAUCGAGGUGGAGGGACCGCUGCUCACAGACAGCCAUGUCGGCUUCAAGCUGACCAUGCCCAGCCCCAUGCCUGAGUAUCUGAACGUCCACUACAUCUGUGAGUCAGCGUCCAGACUCCUCUUCCUCUCCAUGCACUGGGCGCGCUCCAUCCCUGCCUUCUCAGCUCUGGGUCAGGAGGCCAACACCAGCCUGGUGCGAGCCUGCUGGAACGAGCUGUUCACGCUGGGUCUGGCUCAGUGCGCCCAUGAGAUGAACCUGUCCACCAUCCUGGCCGCCAUCAUCAACCACCUGCAGAGCAGCAUCCAGGAUGACAAGCUUUCGGGGGAGAGGGUGAAGCAGGUGAUGGAGCACAUCUGGAAGUUCCAGGAGUUCUGUAACAGCAUGACCAGGCUGGAGACGGACAGCUACGAGUACGCCUACCUGAAGGCCAUCGUGUUGUUCAGCCCUGAUCACCCCGGUGUGGACAGCAGCGGGCAGAUAGAGAAGUUCCAGGAGAAAGCCUUGAUGGAGCUGCAGGACUACGUGCAGAAAACCUACUCAGAGGACACCUACAGGUUGACCCGUAUCCUGACCCGCCUCCCCGCGCUGCGCCUCAUGAACUCCAGCAUCACGGAGGAGCUCUUCUUCACUGGACUGAUCGGUAACGUCUCUAUUGACAGCAUCAUUCCUUACAUCCUCAAGAUGGAAACGGCUGAGUACAACAGCCAGGACUCUGAGCCGGCAGAAUGACAGCCCGGCACUUCACCACCCACAAGUGUUGAAUUUAAAUAUCCGCUUCAGGUUCCCCAGUCCAGCGUUCUGCAGCGGGCCCUCGCUCUGUAACGGUGCAUGGUGCAGAGUCAUUCAGAUUAAAAUAAUCACAGACUGGGAACACUUGGACUGUUUUCCUGAGCAGAUGCAGCGAGAUAAUCUUGAAUUUCCGGCUCUAAACUCAAGUCUCUGUGAAUGGAAAAGGAAUCCUCUGCAACAUGAGCUCAUCUCCUUUAAUGUCUUUAUGGCAACUUAAGCUAAUUACACAUCGGGCCACACCGCUUACUGAAACUGGUCAGUGUCAUCACUCUCACACCGGGUUAAUAUUAAAAUACAAACACCAGAUCAGACCUGUGGACCAAGUUUAUUUUUAAUAUCCAGAUGAGCCACACUGCUGCUUUAACUGUUAAUGUGUGUGUUGAAGUAAGAAGCUCAGAUACUGUAGCUGGUGUGGCCCGUUCUCUCUGACAUAAGCCUUUCUUAUUGUGUUUUAAGCCUUACCAUGCUCUCAUGUUCAUGUCAUUCAUAUUCUAGCUCUAGUUUGCAGAUAACAGAUGAGCUGUAUCAACAGACUCAAACAGAAAUCUGACAUGAGGAAGUGGAGUUUCACCUAUUUAAAAGUCUAAAGACUAAAGUAAAUCGGAGCACUUAUUUUAAACGUGUACUACGAAGCUGUAAAGUAUUUGUUUCUGUUGGUAUUUGGGAACAUUGGCACAGGUGUUUUAAUAGCUGUGCUGUUAAAAUGGAUGAAAUAUGACGAUUCUUUACACGCUUUGUAAUAAUGACACCAUUUCCCUCAAAGGUGCGAGACAUUCAUGUACAGUUAUUUACUUAAGAUAAAUAUUAGUUGGAAUGAGAACUUGAGUCAGGUACAAAAACAAAGUCAAACCUCAGUUAAUUACUCGUUAAUCCGUGUUCAUAAGGACUUGCUUUCAUGGCAUUUAUCUACCACACAGUGCAUUACGACAUGACCAACGUCUGCUUUCAUCCACUCAUUCACAGAGUCACAUUAGCCAAAUUAGCCAGUUAACUAGCCAGUUAAACUGGCCAUGUUUCUUUUCUUUUCUCUCUUUUUUUUGCUUUUUUAACUCCGUAACAUCUCAGAGAUUUUUCCUGGGAGUGUUUUUAUGUUUAGGUACACUAAUUUCUGGAUUCUAAUGAACAUGUUGCUAAUAUAACCUGUGCAAUCACCUCAUCACUUUUCCCUUUACGACAAUCAGUUCUACGUUAUUUCUUUCUGUCUAUGACUGUUCUUCUGUAUCUGCGUUAUUAUCUAUGUGUAUUUAUCAAUGGCAGUUAUUUCUUUUAAAGAAGUAGAUUACCUUUAAAGAUUUUGUGUUCAGAAAGUGUAACUUAUGCGUAGCUAUGCUACUGUUUUUGUACUUGUGUUUGCAUUAGUGCACAUCCAUCAGCUUCUGUGUUGUUUCACUGUGUUCAUGCUGACUAAAACUUUGUGUUUUCUAUGUUUUCUAAAAACAUGAAUUUGUUGUGAACAAAUUUGCUUGUUGCAUACUAAGUGUACUUAAAGUACUUUUGGGCAGGUUUCCCUGAUUUAAAAGAGAAAAAGAUUGAGUGGGAAAACGCAUCCUCAGCAACAUGAAUGAUAACAGGAAUGUAAAGAAGUCAACAAGGAUUAUGUCUUGUGAAAUACAUGUCAAUUGUAAUAUUUGGGGUUUAAAACCCAGACAGACUGUUUGUUAAGGCACUGUUGUGAAAUGACCUUUGUACAUGUAGUUUCAUUAAAAUGAGUGCAUGUUGUUUUUAAGCCGGGUUUUAUAAUCUUGUCGCUGUCUGCCCUAAUAAGGAGCAUUGUUAUACAUUUUAUAGUGCAUUGCAGUGCAUGAAGAAGUUGCUUAAGUGCAUUUUAUUAAAUGCUGUAUUAAAAAAAUGUUUAUUUAAAUGUCGUGGCUUUAAAAUAUUCACCAUGAGCAGCUCCCACAUUAGAGGAUAUUAGAUCAGAUUUCUUUCUCUCCAGCUUUGUGGAUUGAGAAUCCAACGGUUAAAAUUUUAUACGAUGUAAAUGUACUUUGUUUUUCUGCUCAUGUAAAAAUGUAUUUCUUCAAACAUUGGGAUUGAGAAACAGCAUUCAUGUUUUGCUCAAGUUUGUCACAACCCCACAUUUCUACCUCACACCAAUGAAGAUAUAAAACAAA
Centropristis striata (black sea bass) is the source of this 4397-nucleotide messenger RNA. RefSeq names its product nuclear receptor subfamily 2, group C, member 2 (gene nr2c2). NCBI's taxonomy places the organism in Eukaryota, Metazoa, Chordata, Actinopteri, Perciformes, Serranidae. The record is from RefSeq and is a predicted model, not a curated record. The transcript is spliced from 16 exons. The coding region runs from base 343 to 2223 and encodes 626 amino acids. Gene Ontology annotation, molecular function: RNA polymerase II cis-regulatory region sequence-specific DNA binding; nuclear receptor activity; zinc ion binding. Gene Ontology annotation, biological process: positive regulation of transcription by RNA polymerase II; anatomical structure development; positive regulation of embryonic development.